Messenger RNA from Dioscorea cayenensis subsp. rotundata (Guinea yam), 1273 nucleotides. RefSeq names its product shikimate kinase 3, chloroplastic. The transcript is spliced from 10 exons. Lineage: Eukaryota; Viridiplantae; Streptophyta; Magnoliopsida; Dioscoreales; Dioscoreaceae. Gene Ontology annotation, cellular component: chloroplast. The record is from RefSeq and is a predicted model, not a curated record. Gene Ontology annotation, molecular function: shikimate kinase activity. The coding region runs from base 297 to 1214 and encodes 305 amino acids.
AUUCCAGUGAACGACUAUAAAAGCUCAAACCCAACCCGCAUCUUAACCUGCGCCGUUUCCUUCCUUAUCGUGCGCCAUUGCUCCCCAAAUCCCUAGUUUUGCUUCGAUCGCGCCUACAGAUCGGCGAUUUUGGUCUAUAUCUUUGUUUCUAUGGUGGGCGUUUGGUUUUCUUGUUAGUAUGCUUGAUAUCUGGAUUUGGAUUAGUGGGAGGGCUUGCGAAAUACCUCACUGAGAUCAAGGACAUCGAUUUUUUUUAUUUUUAUUUUUUUUUGGGAGUUUUCGGCGAGGUUUAGUUGAUGAUGGAGGCAUUGGCGGCUUUGAGCUUGCAGCCGUGCUCUUGGAUUGCCUGUGAGAGGCCCGGAAAGGCGCAUGGAGGGUUCUUGAAGUUCUCGAAGCACGUCGGGGAUGAGAGGAAGUUUCAGAAGCUCAGUUUGCGAGGUGCUUCGGAGUGGGACAAUAACGCUGUUCCGAGAAUUUCUUCUUGCUAUCGGAAACGCGGAGUCUCAGCUGUUGGAUCGGAAAAUGUUCAUGCAUUUGUUGACGAAGCCCUCGUCAUAAAGAGGAAAUCAGAAGAUGUUGCCCCUUAUUUGAAUGGACGAUGUAUUUACCUAGUUGGCAUGAUGGGAUCUGGGAAGACUACAGUAGGGAAGAUCUUAUCUGAAGUUUUGGGUUAUUCUUUUUUUGACAGUGACAAGCUGGUAGAGCAGUCUGUUGGCAUGUCUUCUGUUGCUCAAAUUUUUCAAGAACGCAGUGAGGCUUUCUUCAGAGACAGUGAAAGUGAAGUUCUAAGAGACUUGUCUACCAUGCACCGACUGGUUGUUGCUACUGGAGGUGGUGCUGUAAUUCGGCCAAUCAAUUGGAAAUACAUGAAACAUGGCAUAACUGUCUGGUUAGAUGUGCCUUUGGAAGCACUAGCAAGGCGUAUCGCAGCUGUGGGGACUGCAUCUCGUCCCCUCUUACAUCAAGAAUCCGGGGACCCAUUCACUAAGGCGUUCACACGACUCACCACACUCGCUGAACAAAGAGGUGAUGCAUAUGCCAAUGCUGAUGCCAGAGUUUGUCUCCAACAUAUUGCAAGCAAGCAGGGCCACAAUGAUGUUGGUUCAUUGACACCAACUGCAAUUGCCAUUGAGGCACUUCUGCAGGUUGAGAACUUUGUAACACCCAAAGGUGCUAGAGCAUCCGGCAGAAGAAAUUCAUACCGCCAGGCAUGAAGCAAGUCUGGUUGUUGUAAUAAGCCUGAUUGUUAUUAUUAUUAUUUUCUUUUCCUGUA